Molecule: messenger RNA, 570 nt
Organism: Cylindrotheca closterium
Lineage: Eukaryota; Bacillariophyta; Bacillariophyceae; Bacillariales; Bacillariaceae
Source: the annotation of a GenBank genome assembly
AUGAAGAUUUUCACAUCCAUUUUUCUCCUUCUUUCGACAGUGGUACCAUCGGUUCUCUCUCAAUCCAUUAUUGAUUUGGCCGCAGCCGAUGGAAAAUAUGGUACUCUUUUGAAUGCUGUCACCAAUACUCCAGGAGUUUUGGAUGCCAUUGCAAGGAGUUUUCCAGUCACUAUUUUUGCUCCCACCAACGAUGCCUUUGCGGCCAUUGCUUCGACCGUUUCGCAACUCGAAACCAGCGCCCUUGCCACCGUUCUUGCUGGUCACGUCGUCCAAGGAGUCUUUACGGCGCAAGAUUUCAUUCAUAUGGGAUGUGUGGAGCUGACUACGUUGGCGGGAGAUCAUCUGCGUGUCUUGUACCAGGACGGUAGUGUCCUGGUCAACGAAUCAAGAGUCAUUCAGCCAAAUGUUGCUGGAGACGGCGGUAUCAUUCAUGGAAUCGAUAAAGUGAUUCUUCCAGGAACCUUUCGUCGUUGUCCUAGAAAGAAGGGUGGCAAGCGAAGUGGUUCUUCUUCAAGUGGAUCCUCAGGGUCAAAGAGUGGAAAGAGACGACUGAUGCAGCAGCAUGAGUAA